AAGUAGACCCAGCAGGAGCAGAGAGAGGAACCCUCCACUGGAUCCUCAUGCUGACAGCCAUCCAAUCCAAAACGCCUAUUCACUAGUGUGGACGUUAAACUGUGCGGCUCUGACAGGAUGGAUUUCUUAGACCGCGGUUACCUGGACGCGCGGUCUCCUUAUGAUUACACCUUUAAUUUUUGGAACGACUACCUCGGGCUGUCGACACUUGUCGCCAAAAAUAAGAUCAACAGUCCGUCCUUCAGCCCUAACUCUAUAACCGAGUCUCUUAAAGCGACUUUGGGACUGGAGGACGAUUCCCCGGUUUGCUCCUGCGUAAUUGGGCACGGCAGGGACACCAACGACGGACCCUUGGACUGCUACUGCGCGGCCCCGAGCUCCCCGCCGAUCUCCAUCUAUGAUCUCAAAGAGCGCAUCUCGCUUCUCAGGCCAUACGAACACCUCGCUAGUGAUUCGCAGCUGGGGGACAGAGAUUCCCCCUCGUACAAGGGAAGCUUCUCUGGCUUCGACCUGCUCGCCAUGGACCGAAGACGCAAACAGGCUCAGAGGGGCAAACCGGAGCCCAAAGUGUGCGUCUUCUGUCGGAAUAACGGCGCACCAGAGGAAGUUUACGGGACCCAUAUCCUGAAGACAGUGGACGGCAGAGUGCUUUGCCCCAUCCUCCGGGCGUACACCUGCCCCCUCUGCAGUGCCAACGGUGACAAUGCGCACACCAUCAAGUACUGCCCGCUUUCUAAAGACCAGCCGAGCCAGAGAGUGGCAAAGGGGGGCAGAGCGAUUGGCAAACGGCUGAAAAUCUUCUGAGCCAGCAGAUGAAGUUAAUGACGUUUGAGUGGCACUGUCUGAAAUUACUAAUGUCUAUGGCAGUAAAAUCGCUCCAUUUGACGCACAAGACAAGUCUGGAAAAAGAAAGAAACGAUCUGAAGAAAUAAGAUUUCUAUUCUUUUUUUUUUUUUUUUUCGUUUUGUACAUGUAACAGCUUCAUUUCCAAUGUUUCUGUCUAUACUGUAACUGUGGGCACAUAGUUUACACUUGGACGCACUGCGCGUAAUAUAACCCCCAGCACUCUUUAAAGACUUGGUGAUUAAAAAAACGAACCAAAGUACUGUACAGAUCGACCUGUGAAUGAUCGCCUUCAUGCUAUAAUCAGAAGUUGCUGUGUUUCAAGUAACGCAGUGCCAGUGCAAACAGCCCAGAGUAUGUCAGCGGGCUGCUCUUGCCAACAUAAAUGAAUAUGCAGCACUCCUGAUAUGAGGUGAAUGUUUAGUCCCACAGCCCAUUGGCCCCAUGGAUGUAAGAAGUGUGUCAGGUCGUGCAAGAGAUGCAAGAGCUACUUCUUUAUGUCCUGCACAUGUUUUUUCUCCCUUCCUUGAGAUCUAUGUUUUCUACCAAAGGAAUACACUUUUUGUAUUGCAACUUAGCCUAAAGGUA
Neolamprologus brichardi is the source of this 1431-nucleotide messenger RNA. The record is from RefSeq and is a predicted model, not a curated record. Lineage: Eukaryota; Metazoa; Chordata; Actinopteri; Cichliformes; Cichlidae.